AUGCCAGCCGUACUCGUCCACACCGCGGCGCAAGCGCCGGCCAUGUCCCGCUCCUCGUCAAGCUCGACCAUCACGCUCGUUUCCACGCCGCACCUCAAAUCUUUCGAACCCUUCGAACCCGAGGUGACAUGCACGACACUGACCGCGGCGGCCAUCAACAAGCCGCUCAAGGCGGCGUUUUCUUCUGCCGUUGCAGAGCUCGAGUCGCCUCUCCGUAUCGUUGGUCUUCUGGCAACCCCAGACUCGGGAUGUAGGAUGUAUGCCGACAUGACAGCGCGCGCGUGCGCGUCUUCAGGCGUCACCUUUCAUCUCCAACAUGCCACUCACUCGUUUGAUGCCGUUGCCGAAACGAUUCAUGCCCUCAACAACGACGACGGCGUCGACGGCCUCAUAGUCUACUUUCCCCUUUUCGAGCCAGACCAAGACGCCAUCCUUCGGUCUCUCAUCUCACCCCGAAUCGACGUCGAAGGCCUCUCGGGUCUCCCCCCCGAUCCCGCACCAUUCGGACUCCAAACCGCCGCGUAUCCAUGUACGGCGCUGGCCGUGGUUCGCGCACUCCAACACCCCACCGCCGCAUUAUACGAUGCCUCUCGUCCCGCCGGCUCCGGAUUCCAGGGCACAAUCACGGUGGUGAAUCGCUCCCCGACCGUCGGACAGCCUCUGGCUCGCAUGCUGGCCGCAGACGGCGCCCGCGUCUUCUCAGUCGACAUCAAUGGCGCCCAGAUGCUUCAUCUACUCAAUGGCGAAAUCGCCAUUUCAUCCCUCGACGCCGCGAUGGAGGACAUGCUGGGUCAAUCGGAUGCAGUCGUCUCGGCCGUGCCAGGAAAUUUCUGCCUCGACACGGCCAGUUUCAAGCCUGGUUGUGUGGCUAUCGAUCUGUCCGAACACGGUAACUUUGGCGCAAAUGUGCGCGAGCGCGCACGUGUCUUCGCACCGCGUAUUGGCGGCGUUACCAUCCUCAUGCUCCAGAUCAACGCACUCGUCCUCCGCCGCCAGAGUCAACCUGCGAGUAAGCUCAAGUGA
Molecule: messenger RNA, 1023 nt
Organism: Cutaneotrichosporon cavernicola
Lineage: Eukaryota; Fungi; Basidiomycota; Tremellomycetes; Trichosporonales; Trichosporonaceae
Exons: 1
Coding region: 1-1023 (340 amino acids)
Biological process (GO): purine nucleobase biosynthetic process
Cellular component (GO): cytosol
Molecular function (GO): methylenetetrahydrofolate dehydrogenase (NADP+) activity; methylenetetrahydrofolate dehydrogenase (NAD+) activity
Source: RefSeq, a predicted model, not a curated record